AUGGGGGUGUCCGCCAUCGAUGAACAGCGCCAGGCUAUUCUGGACGCAAUAAAAUCCAUUACUCGAGGCGACUGGAAGGUACUGGUUAUCGAUGAGGCGACCAAGAAGAUAGUAUUUAGUGUCCUUAAGGAGGAUGACAUUCUCAAUGAGAAUAUCGCCAAUGUGGAAACGCUCGAAAGCAGGAGGGAGAUGAACCCUGGCAUGGAUGCCAUAUACCUUAUAUCACCCGAACCACAUGUUGUCGACUGUUUGUUGGCAGACUUCGAACGUCGAAGAUAUCGUAAAUCCUACCUAGUAUGGACUGCCCUUCUCGCACCAACGAUGCGCCGGCGCAUUGACUCCUCUCGGCAAGCACAAGAACAAUUGGCUGGCUGGGUAACUUUAUCCAUAGAUUAUUACCCCCGCGAAUCGCAUUUAAUAACCUUCAGAGAUCCUUGGAGUUUUCCCAUUCUAUUUCACCCAGCGUGUACCCCUCUGGUCCGCGAACAUAUGCAACUUCUAGCACAAAAGAUUACUGGAAUUUGCGUGUCUCUAGGGGAAUCGCCCAAAAUACGUUAUUACAAGCCUCGGAACCCUACACAUGAAGCAGCGGUGCUCUGUUCUCAUCUAGCUCGAUUUGUCCAGGAGGAGCUCGAUGCAUACCAACAAUAUAACCCCAGUUUCCCGCCACCAUCUAAUAGGCCUCAAGGUGUUCUACUCAUCACGGACAGAUCAAUGGACACAUUGGCACCAUUAUUACACGAAUUUACAUACCAAGCCAUGGCACACGACCUCCUUCCAAUCAAAGACCACGAGAAAGUUACAUACACAACUAUAUUGAAUGAGGGAACUGCACAAGAAGAAGAGAAAGAAAUGGAAAUUGGAGAGAAGGAUAAGAUAUGGGUGGAGAACAGGCACCAACAUAUGAGUAAAACUAUCCAAAAAUUAAUGAGCGAUUUCAAAAAGUUUAUCGCAGACAAUCCCCAUUUCGCUAAGCAAGAUGCGGAGAAUGUCAGUAUAAAUCAGAUCAAGGACAUGUUAGCAGGAUUACCACAAUUUCAGGAGAUGAAGGAAGCAUACUCAUUACAUUUGAAUAUGGCACAAGAAUGUAUGAAUAUCUUUCAACACCACGAGCUGCCCGAUAUUGCGUUGGCGGAGCAAACACUAGUCACAGGACUUGAUGAAGAUUACCGAAAACCAAAGGAGAUGGGUGCACAAGUCAUUCGUCUAUUAGAUAAUCCAGCUGUUGCUCCCAAGGAAAGGUUACGGCUUAUUAUACUUUACACCAUAUUCCGAGACGGAUUGAUUACGGAAGAUAUAGAGCGUCUUCUACAUCAUUCGGGACUUCCCCUCUCAGAAAUGAACGAAAUUCUCAAUCUAGAAUUACUGGGAGUACACACCACAAAGAAACUUACAGACUCAAAAACCAAAGCCAUGUCAACCCCAUUAUUUCCACCAAAACCUAUACCGACCGUCAUCAACGAAGAGCUUGCUCUGUCUCGAUAUGAAACCAAUCUCCAACGUAGUCUCGAAGAAAUCACCAAAGGAACUCUAGAUCCGUCUCUUUUCCCUUACACGAAACCUCCCGCUGAUCCAACCGAAGAAAUGACUCUUCAAUCACAAGCUUCACUUCGUAGCGCCAAGCCUACAUGGGCUCGUGGCCGUAGCACCACACCUGAUAACAUGCAAAGAAUCGUUGUUUUCAUGGCCGGUGGAGCUACUUACUCAGAAGCAAGAGCUUGCUACGAAGUUUCAAAACAUUGCAACAAAGAUGUAUUUUUAGCUACCUCUCAUAUGCUCAAUCCAAACCUGUUCCUGAAGCAAGUCGGGGAUUUAACGGCCGGCAGAAAGCAAUUAGAUUUACCAAUCGACAGACCAAAACCAAAAGCACCAGCCUAUCUUUUCAAGGCAAACGACCCUCCUCCUCCUCCACCUGUUGUGGCAACACCGAGACCUCAACCAGGACUUGGACUAGGUGGACCAAGUAAUGCUCCCGGAGGCGUCAGACCUCCGAGAAGCCCAGGAGCUCCAGGUCCGGUUCCGCCAAUGAAGAGUCCAGGGUAUGAUGGUAAACCGUUGGCUGCUGGAAUGCAGCAAAUGUCCCUGAAUGGUGCAGGAGAUGGAGCGGGGCAUUCUUCUGGAAAAUUGGAAAAGAAGAAGGGUGAGGAUGGGAAAGAGAAGAAAAGGAAGAUGGGUUUCUUUAGGAGUAAGAAAUAG
Molecule: messenger RNA, 2196 nt
Organism: Sclerotinia borealis F-4128
Lineage: Eukaryota; Fungi; Ascomycota; Leotiomycetes; Helotiales; Sclerotiniaceae
Source: the annotation of a GenBank genome assembly